Lactuca virosa is the source of this 1638-nucleotide messenger RNA. NCBI's taxonomy places the organism in Eukaryota, Viridiplantae, Streptophyta, Magnoliopsida, Asterales, Asteraceae. The record is from the annotation of a GenBank genome assembly.
AUGGGAUUCAGUGCUUACCGUUUUUCCAUAUCAUGGUCACGUAUCUAUCCAGAUGGAUUAGGAACCCAAGUCAACAAAGAAGGGAUCAAGUAUUACAACAAUCUUAUAAACUACCUUCUCGAAAAGGGAAUUGAGCCAUGUGUAACAUUAUACCACUGGGAUCUCCCAUUGCAUCUUGAUGAGUCAAUAGGAGGGUGGUUAAGUGACUCAAUAGUAAACUAUUUCGCAAUCUAUGCAGAAACUUGUUAUGAAAAUUUUGGUGAUAGAGUGAAAAAAUGGAUAACAAUCAAUGAACCACUUCAAACAGCAAUAAAUGGAUAUUUUACUGGCAUAUUUGCCCCUGGAAGAAGUGAACGUUUUUCAGCUGAACCUUAUUUGGCUGCUCACCACCAGCUUUUAGCCCAUGCACAAGCUGUUUCAAUAUACAGAACCAAAUUUCAGGCUCUACAAGGUGGCGAAAUAGGAUUGGUUGUGGAUUGUGAAUGGGCUGAGCCCUUAACAGAUAAGGAAGAAGACAUAACUGCUGCGAAAAGGCGUGUUGAAUUUCAGCUUGGAUGGUACUUGGACCCGAUAUUUUUUGGAGAAUAUCCUAAAUCUAUGCAAGAGAGGGUUGGAGAGUUGCUUCCUGUAUUUUCUGAGAAAGAUAAAGAUUUGUUAAAAAAUUCAUUGGAUUUUGUUGGGUUGAAUCAUUAUACAUCAAGAUUUGUGUCGCAUAAAACAAAUGAAAAAGAAAACCAUUAUUUUAGAGCACAAGAGAUGAGAUUAACAGCUGAAUGGGAAAAUGGUGUAAUUGGUGAAAAGGCAGCAUCAUCAUGGCUGUACGUUGUUCCAUGGGGUCUCCGGAAAGUUCUUAAAUACAUAGCUCAAAAGUACAAUAAUCCACCAAUAUAUAUUACCGAAAACGGCAUGGAUGAUGAAGACAAUGAUGCAUCUCCCCUACAUGAAAUGCUAGAUGACAAAUUGAGAGUUGCAUACUUUAAGUCCUAUCUUGCAGCUGUUUCUCUUGCUAUCAAGGAUGGAGUUGAUGUGAGGGGAUAUUUUGCAUGGUCAUUGGUGGAUAAUUUUGAGUGGCCACAAGGAUAUACAAAGAGGUUUGGUUUGAUUUAUGUUGACUAUAAAAACGGUCUUACACGUCAUCUCAAGUCAUCGGCUUAUUGGUUCAUGAGGUUUUUUAAAGGUGAAGAUGGGAAAAAUGGCAAAGAAGAUUGAUGCAAACUUUUAAUGUUUCAAUUUGGAUAUAAAUUUAAGGUCAUUGGUUACGGUAGCAAUGAAGUUUGCGGGGUGCUGAUGUGGCAUGUUGGCUUCAACAGGAACACCACAUUAUGUGACAGUGAUGGAUGAAAGAUGAAAGCUAGCCUUAUUUUGGAUACUAUUUCAUGCCCACUAACACUAUCAGAUCGUUAAAUACUUAAAUACAUGUAAAACUACUAGUAUCACCAACAUUUACAUUAUUAAAUAAUGUCUUCCCACAUUGUAAUAAUAUACUUUACAUAGCCAUAUUUAAUACAUAACUAUAGAUUAAAUAAAAAACCAAAGACAAAAAUGCAUAGAUUGGCUAACCCGACCCAUCAAGAUUUGACUUGUCAUCCAAUCUGUUACAUUUGCAGCCUCUAGCAAGCACACAUGUCUACCCGCUUU